Pygoscelis adeliae (Adelie penguin) is the source of this 966-nucleotide messenger RNA. RefSeq names its product ecotropic viral integration site 2A (gene EVI2A). NCBI's taxonomy places the organism in Eukaryota, Metazoa, Chordata, Aves, Sphenisciformes, Spheniscidae. The record is from RefSeq and is a predicted model, not a curated record. The coding region runs from base 117 to 881 and encodes 254 amino acids. Gene Ontology annotation, cellular component: membrane. The transcript has 2 exons.
UCAUUUGCAUCCUAAGAGUAAAUAUAUGCACAAAGAAAUUUUAUUGUUAGAGGACUAAGUAUCUGAAACACCAAUUUUCUUUUGACUACAUCUUGGCAAGGUGACUAAAUAGGAAGAUGAAGACAAAGAGACAUAGUAAAUCACACUUCGCCUUCCCUGUCGUGAUAAUCUUUUCUUCAUGUUUGCAAACAAGUGCAAACCAUACCGAUUAUCCUAGGGUUAUAAAUGAAACCUGGAAUCCUAUCAGCCAAAACCUAAGUGGAAGCCAGAACAUAACAGAAGCCAAUACAAAUUCUCCUCUAAGCAUCAAUUUCAACAGCAAAACGACUACUUUUGGAAUGCAGACAAGUACCCUGCAAUCCUCAUCUUCAACAAUGGCCCAAAAUUCAACAUCUUCCCCUGCCAGAAGUGCUGUUUCUGCCACUGGAGGACCUAGGAAUACCAGCAAACCCAAGAGCACAAUGACAAAAGAAACAUGUGAAGACAAUAAGUCUCUUAUACUGAUUUGCUUCAUUAUAAUAGCAGUACUUGUGCUUAUCUGCACCUUCUUAUUUCUGUCGACAGUUGUAAUAGCAAACAAAAUGUCGUAUCUCAAAAAAACUAGGCAAGGAAAACGCAGGCCCAGGAGCAAUGGUGAUAUUCUGGCGACUAACAGUUUAUGGCCAACUGCAGCAGGAACAUGGCAGAGGAUGCCUAAGGAGACAACUGGAACUGACUUGAUAAUGCAAGACUUAAUAUCGGGGAGAGAUGCUGUGAUCCAAAGGAAAAUCGAAGAUGAAACUACUGAGAAACUCACUAAGGAAAUAGAUAACGAACAGGAAAACAAAGAUCCAUCAAAGUCACACAAACCCAUUUUAACGAAUUUUGUAGUUGAGAUUUAAUUCAUACUCAGGUAAAAACUAAUCUUUUGCCUUUUUUACAUCAUUGAUAUAAGGCAGAAACUUAGCUUUCAAGUAGCAACAUGAA